Oncorhynchus gorbuscha (pink salmon) is the source of this 444-nucleotide messenger RNA. RefSeq names its product cornifin alpha-like. The record is from RefSeq and is a predicted model, not a curated record. Bases 1 to 444 code for a protein of 147 amino acids. The transcript has a single exon. NCBI's taxonomy places the organism in Eukaryota, Metazoa, Chordata, Actinopteri, Salmoniformes, Salmonidae.
AUGUCCCUUUUGUCUCAGUUCAACAGUACUCAUUCAAUUUGUGUGAAUGAGGAGGAGGAAUGUCUUGAGCCAGCAAAAUCAGAUCUGCCAGAGCCAGCAAAAUCAGAUCUGCCAGAGCCAGCAAAAUCAGAUCUGCCAGAGCCAGCAAAAUCAGAUCUGCCAGAGCCAGCAAAACCAGACCUGCCAGAGCCAGCAAAACCAGACCUGCCAGAGCCAGCAAAACCAGACCUGCCAGAGCCAGCAAAACCAGACCUGCCAGAGCCCGCAAAACCAGACCUGCCAGAGCCCGCAAAACCAGAUCUGCCAAGAGCCAGCAAAACCAGACCUGCCAGAGCCCGCAAAACCAGAUCUGCCAAGAGCCAGCAAAACCAGACCUGCCAGAGCCAGCAAAACCAGAUCUGCCAGAGCCAGCAAAACCAGACCUUCCAUAUCCAGCAAAACUAG